AUGGUACGAUCACGACCAGACAUGCUGGAAAUCAGCACGUCCACAUCUGCCUCGUCGUCCUCCAGCUCGCCCGAGCGUGCUGCUUAUGAUGAUGAUACCGACUUUUUCACAACUCAGCGGAAUGACUCGGAAUCUUCCAUCGGCGUGGCAUCGCUGCGGGAUAUGACCAUGUCUCCCUCUCGCGAACGCGAGUACCGUCUGUCACCCAUCAGCCGCCUCCCUCCAGAGCUCCUAAUUGGAGUCUUUACUAAAUUGAGCUCGAGUAUGGACUUAAGAAGCUGCAUGCUAGUUUCAAAAACGUGGUCAAGAAACAGUGUGGAUUUACUGUGGCAUCGUCCACUGUGCAAUACAUGGCAAAAUCUUGAGAGUGUCAUCAAAUCGAUUCGAGAGACUGGCGGCUACUACCCAUACCAUGCUCUCGUCAAGAGGUUGAACUUAUCGAACCUGAAUGACAGGGUCAAUAAUGGGACAGUGAAGCCGUUCAUGCAUUGUAAUAGGAUCGAGAGGCUGACGUUGACUGGCUGUGUCCAAUUGACAGAUAAGGGAGUGUGCUCUCUGAUUUACGGAAGCAGAAGCCUUCUAGCUCUGGACAUCACCGGGCUGGACUCGAUCACCGAUCAUACCCUAAGGGCUGUCUCGGAAAAUUGUGGUCGUUUACAAGGACUGAAUAUAACGGACUGCUCCAAGGUGACGGACGAUUCGCUGGUAGAGGUUGCUGAGCACUGCCACUUUCUCAAAAGGCUCAAACUCAACAAUUGCUCCCUGGUGACGGAUGAGUCCAUCAUAGCUGUUGCGCACCAUUGCCCAUACAUGCUUGAAAUUGAUCUUCACAAUUGCAGACAGGUUAGCAAUGUAUCGAUCACCGCUUUGAUCUCGCGUGGGAGGCAGCUUCGAGAGCUCCGUGUGGGUCAUUGCCAUCUCCUCACAGACGCUGCCUUCCUGGACUUGCCGAAGAACCUGACGUUUGAGAGCCUUCGGAUCUUGGAUCUCACUGCUUGCCAUCAUCUUCACGAUGAAGCUGUUGAGAGGAUUAUCGAGACUUCGCCCCGACUUCGGAAUUUGGUUCUUGCAAAAUGCAAGGAGAUCACCGAUCGAUCGGUCAUGGCAAUUACAAAGCUUGGGAAGAACUUGCACUAUAUCCACUUGGGCCACUGUGCGCAGAUUACGGAUACUGCUGUCGUGCAGCUUGUCAAAAUGUGCAACAGAAUCCGGUACAUUGAUUUAGCAUGCUGCCAUCGGCUCACGGAUACAAGCGUGAAGCAACUAGCUACGCUCCCGAAGCUUCGAAGGAUUGGCCUCGUAAAGUGCCAGUCGAUCACGGACAGAAGUAUCCUGGCCUUAGCGAAGGCGACUGUUGAGCCAAGACAAAAGCCUCUGACUCAGAGCCUUCUUGAGAGAGUGCACUUGAGUUAUUGCAUUAACCUGACACUUCAGGGCAUCCAUGCAUUACUAAACCAGUGCCCGAAGCUUACACAUCUCAGCUUGACAGGAGUUCAGGCCUUUUACCUCCGAGAAGAUCUGAUCAGCUUCUGCAGAGAAGCACCACCCGAGUUCACGGAACAUCAGCGGCACGUAUUUUGCGUGUUUUCAGGUGAAGGAGUCAAUCGACUUCGAAACUACCUCAAUGAAAGCCCCGAGACCCUCUAUGAUACAGAGGGAACGAUGUAUGAUGACCGUGAAGGCGAAGACAUGGAUACGGAUCAUCAGGUUGCAGGCCUAAUGCAUGCGACUGGCCUGAACGAUGAUGACGACGACGACAUGGAUGAGGUAGAUGGUGGUGAUGGGAGCCAGUACGAAUUGGAAGGCGAGCGGUGA
Letharia lupina is the source of this 1815-nucleotide messenger RNA. RefSeq lists its product as uncharacterized. Bases 1 to 1815 code for a protein of 604 amino acids. Gene Ontology annotation, molecular function: protein binding. NCBI's taxonomy places the organism in Eukaryota, Fungi, Ascomycota, Lecanoromycetes, Lecanorales, Parmeliaceae. Gene Ontology annotation, biological process: SCF-dependent proteasomal ubiquitin-dependent protein catabolic process. The transcript has 3 exons. The record is from RefSeq and is a predicted model, not a curated record. Gene Ontology annotation, cellular component: SCF ubiquitin ligase complex.